UCAAGAAAUGGAAGAAGUUUCAUCCUGCUCCCUCAGCAGCACUCUGUUCCAGCAGGAAAAACAGAACGGGGUUACCUAUCGAGUCCCAGCCCUGCUGUACAUUCCUCCCAGCCACACCUUCCUGGCCUUUGCAGAGAGUCGUACUUCAUGCAGAGAUGAGGAUGCUGCCUACCUGGUGCUCAGACGAGGGGUGAUGAAGGGGUGCUCUGUACAGUGGGGCCCCCAACAGCCACUGAUGGAGGCCACAUUACCUGGGCAUCGCACCAUGAACCCCUGCCCUGUGUGGGAGAAGAAUACUGGCCGUGUGUACCUGUUUUUCAUCUGUGUGCGGGGCCAUGUUACUGAGAGAUUCCAGAUUAUGUGGGGCAAGAAUGCUGCCCGUCUCUGCUUCCUUUGCAGUGAGGACGCCGGGUGCUCGUGGGGUGAAGUGAAAGACUUGACUGAGGAAGUCUUUGGUCAAGCAGUGAAGCACUUUGCCACGUUUGCUGUGGGCCCAGGCCAUGGCAUCCAGCUGCACUCAGGGAGGUUGAUCAUCCCCGCCUAUGCCUUCUAUAUCUCAUGCUGGUUCCUCUGCUUUCCAUGUUCAGUCAAGUCCCAUUCCCUGAUGAUCUACAGUGAUGACUUAGGAGUCACAUGGCACUGUGGCAAGUUCAUUAGGUCCCAAGUGACAGGGGAGUGCCAAGUGGCAGAAGUGUCUGGGACAGCCGGUAACCUUGUGCUCUACUGCAAUGCCAGAACACCAAACAGAUUCCGAGCAGAGGCUUUUAGUACUGAUAAUGGUGGCUACUUUCAGAAACCAACCCUGAACCCACAACUCCAUGAGACUUGCCGUGGCUGCCAAGGAAGUGUAGUGAGCUUCCGGCCUUUGAAGAUGCCAAACAUAUGUCAAGACUGGAGUGGUAAAGAUGCUCCUACUACUCACAAAUGCCCUCCGCUGGACAGUUCCCUGGAGGUGGAGGAAGGAGCUGGAGCACCAUCAGGAACGUGGCUCUUGUACUCACAUCCAACUAGCAAGAAGAAGAGAAUUAACCUAGGCAUCUACUACAACCGGAACCCCUUGGAGGUGAACUGCUGGUCCCACCCGUGGAUCUUGAACCGUGGGCCCAGUGGCUACUCUGAUCUGGCUGUUGUGGAAGAACAGGGCUUGUUGGCAUGUUUGUUUGAGUGUGGGGAGAAGCAUGAGUAUGAGCGGAUUGACUUCCGUCUGUUUUCAGACCAAGAGGUCCUGAGCUGUGAAGACUAUACCAGCCCUAGUAGCAACUAAAGCCAAAUCAAGGCUCAUGGGUGAGGCCCAGCUUUCCACAGAAAGUAUUGUCAGCUACAGCCAGGAUAGCAGAGGUUUCUGAUGUCUAGAGAAAAUCUAAAAACUAAAAAUCUGCUCUUUGCAUUUUUUCCACUUUUCCUUUCAAUGAGCAUAGUGAAAAUUGUGCCAUCUCUUACAUAACAAGGCUCUUGAACUGGGAGUUUAGAGACCAUGCUGUAGUUUUGGCUCUGCUGUUGGCUUGCUUCAGGCCUCUAGAUAUAUCCCCUGAACUCUUUGGACAUCAAGUCUCCAUUUGUAUAAUGAGAAGAUUGGUGUGGGAUUUCUUUUCUUCCCAUUAAAAGGAGAGGCUGUGUGCUCACUUCCUGCUCUACAAACCCGGGAUUCUGUUCUUGAAUGGAAGCCACAGACUUGUCUUUUCAAAUGAUUCACUGCUCACUUGAGCAUUAGGUGAUGUGUAGGUGCUUUGGCCAGAAGAAAGAUCUGUGUUGUUGUAUUUUUAAUAAGAAAAAUUCCCUCAUCCUUCCAGUCAUGCCCAGACCUGUGCAAAUUCUCUAUCUUAGAAGACUUGAGAAAGCAGAAUUGUAAGGUCAGAUGCUUUCUCCAGCCUUGAUGCUAUGAUCUACCUCCCCUUCCUCAUCUAGAAAACAUUUACUAGGGAGAAAAUGAGAAACCUGUUCUAGCUGCCCAUGACAGUGGUUGAUAAUGGUGCUUAUUGCUUUUGAUACCAUUACCUCUGUUAAAGAUGAAUCUGAGUCAGAGGUUCUUAGCUUACUUCAGCUGCAUCCACCCAUCUCCAGGUGGACAUUCAAACACUGCUACAGAAGUCAACCAAAGUG
Messenger RNA from Grammomys surdaster, 2100 nucleotides. It is a transcript of the gene Neu3, whose product is annotated as neuraminidase 3. Gene Ontology annotation, molecular function: exo-alpha-sialidase activity. Bases 8 to 1264 code for a protein of 418 amino acids. The transcript is spliced from 2 exons. Gene Ontology annotation, cellular component: membrane; lysosome; cytoplasm. Lineage: Eukaryota; Metazoa; Chordata; Mammalia; Rodentia; Muridae. The record is from RefSeq and is a predicted model, not a curated record. Gene Ontology annotation, biological process: oligosaccharide catabolic process; ganglioside catabolic process.